AUGAAUCAUCAUAAUAUGAUCAAUUACAGUAUCAUCAAUCACAGUGGUUCAUUGUCUAUUCCAUCAUCUUUCAAUCGAAUUACCUCAACAUGGUUUAGAAAUGAAUUUAAUAAAACUCUUGAAGAAGAACAUAUCAUGAAAACAGAUUCGUUAAAGAAAUUUGAAGAAACUGUAUGUACCAUUAUUGAUUCUUCUACUCAUUGUGGCAUGACAAAACCAAUGCAAUUAGCUUCAUUAUUCGAUGAACUUCUUACUGAUCUUCGUUCAGCUGUACAAGGUUUACAAGAACGUCAACAUGAACAGGAUGCUAUACUACAUGCAUUUGAAGUUUCAUUUCUGUAUCGUUAUCAUAUUGUUUUACCAAUAAUUCGAUGUCAUUAUCCAAAGAUUCGAUGGUCAGAAAUUGUUAAUAUUGUUAAACAAACUUCACAUAAUUCGUUAGAAUCAGCUCAUCGUCCACCAUCACCAAAGAUUAUGGCAAAACGACGCGAGUUGCAAUCACUUUGUUCAAUUGAUCUGGAUAAACUUGUCCGUUUAUCAAAUGUACGCAACGAAGUGAUGCACAUCCAAAUUGCUAAUAUCAAUGAACAAAAAAUAGUUAUGCAAGUUGGUGGAAAUGCUAAUGCUGAAGCAUUUUGUCAACAACAUGGUUGUGAAACAAAAGAUAACCAACAAAAAUGUAGUAGUCGAGCUGCACAACUUUAUCGUGAAAAACUUCAUCAACUUGCUACUAAAGCAAUGAAACAAUAUGGGACUAAAAUAAUGAAAUAUUAA
Messenger RNA from Rotaria sp. Silwood1, 774 nucleotides. NCBI's taxonomy places the organism in Eukaryota, Metazoa, Rotifera, Eurotatoria, Philodinida, Philodinidae. The record is from the annotation of a GenBank genome assembly.